AUGAAGUUCAGCACCAUCCUCCUCGUUCUUGCCCCUCUUGUCUCCGCAGCUGCUUCGAAAGAGGCCGCUGCUGGCCUUCCCGACCUUGCCUCGGCCAGUGAGAAGGGCCACGAUCUCUCAUCUCAUGGUGAGGGACUUCAGCUGGCUGCCAAGGUCUGCCCAGCCAAGUUCCCCCGAAAGUGCUCCCUCGGAAACUUCUGCUGCCGAACCCUCAAGUGCUGUAAGAAGGACAUGCAUGAUACAACAAUGGAUGGAUUUGGAAAGGUUCAAAGGUUGGAAAGGAUGCCUUACACACUGGGAUUCAGCACAUUGGAAAGGAACUUCGACAUGAUCAAGGUAGCAUAA
Messenger RNA from Fusarium fujikuroi IMI 58289, 345 nucleotides. RefSeq lists its product as uncharacterized. The record is from RefSeq and is a predicted model, not a curated record. The coding region runs from base 1 to 345 and encodes 114 amino acids. The transcript is spliced from 2 exons. Lineage: Eukaryota; Fungi; Ascomycota; Sordariomycetes; Hypocreales; Nectriaceae.